Messenger RNA from Lachancea dasiensis, 384 nucleotides. The record is from the annotation of a GenBank genome assembly. NCBI's taxonomy places the organism in Eukaryota, Fungi, Ascomycota, Saccharomycetes, Saccharomycetales, Saccharomycetaceae.
AUGUCUCAGCCCGCUCAAAAAGCCGUCACCCAAUCCCUAGUCAGCCGUUAUGUCAAUAAAGAAACAUUAAAGUACGUUUUCACAACACACUUCUGGGGUCCAGUUUCUAAUUUUGGGAUUCCACUCGCUGCCAUCUAUGACUUGAAGAAAGACCCCGAAUUGAUUUCAGGUCCAAUGACUACAGCCCUGAUCCUAUACUCGUCCGUCUUCAUGAAGUUUGCCCUUACCGUACAACCUAAGAAUUACUUGUUGUUUGGUUGCCAUGUUGUGAACUCAUUGGCACAGACUGGCCAAGGGUUCCGCUUUGUCAACUAUCAUUACCUCGGAGGUGCGGACGCGAAAACCACUGACGCAGCGGCCAGCAAACCGGCAGCACCACAAUGA